AUGGAGCGGGCCUGGGCGCAGGGGCUGCGCGGAGGCCGCGGCCCGCCGGCGCUCGGUCUCGCGCUCGGGCUGGCUCUGCUGCUGGCGCGGCCGCCGUCGGGCAGCGCGGGGUCCCCCGAGGCGCAGGAGCCGGCGGCGCCCGGCACGGCGGCCCCGGCCGGGGGCGACCGCUGCCGCGGCUACUACGACGUGAUGGGGCAGUGGGACCCGCCCUUCAACUGCAGCUCGGGCGCCUACAACUUCUGCUGCGGCACGUGCGGCUACCGCUUCUGCUGCCACGACGGACCGCGGCGCCUUGACCAGAGCCGCUGCUCCAACUACGACACGCCGGCCUGGGUUCAGACUGGCCGGCCUCCCGCGCGUGCCCGCGACGCCACGGUGCCCCGGGACCCGGGCCGCGAACGCAGCCACACGGUCGUCUACGCGGUGUGCGGCGUCGCCGCCCUGUUCGUGCUGGCCGGCAUCGGGGCGCGCCUGGGCCUGGAGAGGGCGCACAUACCGCGCGCGCGGCGCACCGUGACCAGGACACUGACAGAACUUCUGAAGCAGCCUGGCCCCCAGGAGCCACUGCCUCCACCUCUGGACCCACCUCUGGGUAGCUGUGUCCAGGUGCAGAUGGGCGAUGGCCUCCCCCGGGGCUCCCUCCACAGGAGCACAGACAAGAAACGCCCCAUCAACGUGCCCCUGGCUUCGGCGACAGCGGGCCCCCCGCGCGCCCCGCGGCUGCAGGGCGGCGGCAGCCUGACGAGGCAGCCGGACUACGCCAAGUACGCCACCCUAAAGGCAGCCGCGCUCAAGGCCGCAGAGGCCUCCCCGUGGGACUUCUACCAGCGUUUUCCCGCGACUGAAGCUGCCCCGCCGACCCUCCCGGCGCGAGCCCGGAGGCCCCCCGAGGACUUGCCUGCACUUCUCGACGCCUGCCCCUGGGCCCCGCCGGGCUACGUGCCUCCCGCCGGCCCCACCCCAUCGGGCCACUACAAGGCCUGGACGGACGGCCGCCCGGCCCAGCCCGCCCCCCGCGGCCACCUGGCGGCUCAUGCCUCCUCAGCGCCCCGGAGGCCCGGCGACGCACCCCGGCGCCAGUUCAGCGUGGAGAAGCUGCCCGAGGCCUUCAGCCCGCAGCCCCCUGGCCUUUAUGGCCGCGCCAGCCGCGGACCCAGGCACCUGAGCACCAACAGCAAAGCCGAGGUCACCGUGUGAAGAAGAGGCCGCUCGUUCUGAGGCACUGCACUGCCAGGAGCCCUCUUCUGCCUGGGGGACUCGCCAUGGGCUUGAUCGGGGGGCCCAGGCUACCGGAAGGAGGGGUGCUGGCCAUGAAGGCCAGCCCUUCUGCCUGCCCACUGGACUAGGAGCCUCGGAGCCUGCAGGGCUCCUGGGCCCACUUGGGUAAAGCCAGUGGUUCUGUCCUAGGGGCCUUAGGGCCCGGGUUCCUUGUGUAAAUAAACCUUUUUCUGUGACUCCCAACCCUGAGAAUAAAGGAGCCCCAGCUUGGCUCUGCGAGGCACUGA
This is a messenger RNA of Lagenorhynchus albirostris (white-beaked dolphin), 1508 nucleotides long. RefSeq names its product shisa family member 8 (gene SHISA8). NCBI's taxonomy places the organism in Eukaryota, Metazoa, Chordata, Mammalia, Artiodactyla, Delphinidae. Gene Ontology annotation, biological process: regulation of short-term neuronal synaptic plasticity; regulation of AMPA receptor activity. The transcript is spliced from 4 exons. Gene Ontology annotation, cellular component: postsynaptic density; AMPA glutamate receptor complex; postsynaptic membrane. The record is from RefSeq and is a predicted model, not a curated record. Bases 1 to 1200 code for a protein of 399 amino acids.